AUGGCGAUAGGUUAUCAUGUUUUAACCGGUAUAGUAAUGAUCCUUGUCAUAUCAGGAGAACUAGUUCCAGGGAAAGGGACGUGCCAAGGAGACAUCCAAGGUCUGAUGAGAGAGUGUGCGGUCUAUGUCCAGCGUCCAGGUCCAAAGGUAAACCCUUCCGCAGCAUGCUGCAAAGUUGUUAAGAGAUCAGACAUACAUUGCGCAUGUGGUCGUAUCACAGCCUCAGUCCAGAAAAUGAUAGACAUGGAUAAGGUUGUUCAUGUUACUGCCUUUUGUGGCAAACCUCUCGCUCAUGGUACCAAGUGUGGAAGUUACGUUGUACCAUGA
Messenger RNA from Brassica oleracea var. oleracea, 327 nucleotides. RefSeq lists its product as uncharacterized. The record is from RefSeq and is a predicted model, not a curated record. NCBI's taxonomy places the organism in Eukaryota, Viridiplantae, Streptophyta, Magnoliopsida, Brassicales, Brassicaceae. Bases 1 to 327 code for a protein of 108 amino acids. The transcript has 2 exons.